GGAAAAUCUGUGGGUAAACAAUUUUCAUUUCGAAAAAUGCGUCCGGAUGCGAAACAUGGACGGGAAAACCGCGAAAAGGGAUAAUAAACGAGUGUACAAAAUAAAAAUGAGACGAUACAAAGCUAACGCCAGGGAGCGGAACAGGAUGCACGGACUCAACGCCGCGCUGGAUAGACUCAGAAGCCACAUGCCUAUCCAUCUGAUCCACUCUGACAACACCUCAGCGCCUCAGAAACUGUCGAAAAUCGAGACGCUCAGAUUGGCCAGGAACUACAUCGCAGCCCUGACUCAGACCUUGCAGGAGGAGCGACCGAUGGAGAUGAUGAGAUUCAUAGGCAUCCUGAGCUCUGAGGUCAGCCAGACCACGGCCAAUUUGCUCACCAGCACCUUCCUGAGCAGACAAGUGUACGGGUCCUGUUGCCAAGAGGAUUUCCACAAUUACAAAUGCCGCGAGAAGCAGCACGCGCUGCCGAGCGAGGAACAGUACUGGAACUAUCCGCGGUACAAACAGGACACGAACCAGAACGUUAAGUUUUGGAACUUUUACAAUUGCAAUAACGGUGAUAAUGGGUUUGUGAAUAAUUAUUCCGAGUAUGAUCGUAUGUACGCGAGUAAUAAAAAUAAUUUUUACGUGUAAUUUUUUGUAAGAGUUUUAUUAGAUCAAAGUCGAAUAACAAUUUUCAAAAAAAUAACUUGUUAAAUAUUAGGUAAAAUUAUCACAAUAUUUAGUGGAAUGGUAGGAAGACAUGUAAAAUAUUUCUUAGGUGAUAUGUAUUAUGAUUGAGGCCAUAAAUUUAAUAUUUAAACUUAAAUCUUUAUAAACUUAAAAUUCCAUUAUCAACGAGAUUAUUCAUUUUAUAUUGUUAAAAUUUAAUAUAAAUUACAUUCGAUAUCUCGAUUAAUCUAAUAACAAAACUUGUCAAAUAAAUUAGUAACAAGUAAUCAAAUAAAUUCCAUUAAAAGGCAUAAAAUCGAGUCAAUCGAUCCAUCGUCGUAUAAAAUUUUAAGUAGUUAUGAUAUGUUAUUCUUGAUUAAAUUAAUUAUGUAUAGCAAUAUAUUUACAAUUAAAAAAUAUUUAUACAACUCCUAGUAACAAAGAUAUAGUAAUAAAAACUGUAUACACAAUAUAUUUUUUCUCCUUCAUAAUUAUAAGUAGAGGUAUUUUUGCUUAUUUUUAUUUUUAAAUACCUUGUGAGGUAUUUGUAAAAGUAUUAAAAAUAGGCAAAUGUAGUUGAAUAAAUGCAAUAAACUUGAAUGGAUAAUUUUGUCACUGACACCUUUCUUUCUAUUCGAAUUUGUUAUACUACAAAAGGUUUCUCAAUUCAUCAAUAGCAGCUCUUAAACCCUAACUAUUAUCCUUAAAUCCUUAAAUUCUUUCUCCAAAUUUGUAAAUGAUAGAUACAAGAAAAGGUGCAAAAAGUCAACACAAAAUCAAGAUCACAUUUCGCAAGUGAUGUUUCCAAAUCAAAAAAGUAGGUACAUAAUAUCACCAUAUAGCCAAUUCAUAAAAAACAUUCCCUUAAUCGAUCACAUCUCAAAACUCGAAUCGCUCAUAGCUCCAUCAUUAUGCGAAAAAGCAACAAUCUCUUCAUCAUCAUCUUCGUCAUCUUCGUCGUAAUAAGGUCUCAAAAUAGGCGUUUCUAAAAAUUUAAUCAUACAACAAUUGCACAAAAAAAAUAAAGAAAAUAAUCUUACUCAGAGGCGUGCGAAACAGUUCGUCCUCCUUCGACUCGUCCCUCAAAUCAUACUUAAAGUCCUCAUAGAAACUGUGCUGCGCCAGAGGGCCGUAUUCGUUUCGCUUCUUGCAGCACACGUAAAAGGCCAAACCUACGCCUAGCAAACCCGCGCAAGCGAAGCCUAUGAUGAACACGAAAGGCAACCUAGGUAUACCGAAAUAGCUCGAAUCUACCUUCAAUCUAACCAUCACGAUCGUGGGUAAACGAUUGUAUGAAUUUAGUGAUACUAAUUUGAUAGUGGGAUGGUACCCGUGAGAUUCGUAGUUAACCGUGUAGUUUCCGGGCGGUAAUGGUACACCGUAUUUACCGGUUUCGUCAGUGAAAACAGUCUUGUUUACCUCCAGUACUGUCACGUUGGCUUGUGCAACUGGAUGAUUCGAAUAAUCUUGAACGUAUCCUGUAAAUAUUUAAAAUUAGUAUACCUCAUC
Molecule: messenger RNA, 2164 nt
Organism: Phyllotreta striolata
Lineage: Eukaryota; Metazoa; Arthropoda; Insecta; Coleoptera; Chrysomelidae
Source: the annotation of a GenBank genome assembly